This is a messenger RNA of Aspergillus luchuensis, 324 nucleotides long. RefSeq lists its product as uncharacterized. The coding region runs from base 1 to 324 and encodes 107 amino acids. Gene Ontology annotation, cellular component: cytoplasm; actin cortical patch; actin cytoskeleton. Gene Ontology annotation, molecular function: actin filament binding. The record is from RefSeq and is a predicted model, not a curated record. The transcript has 3 exons. Gene Ontology annotation, biological process: cell motility; actin filament depolymerization; actin filament severing. NCBI's taxonomy places the organism in Eukaryota, Fungi, Ascomycota, Eurotiomycetes, Eurotiales, Aspergillaceae.
AUGGUGGAAGAAUGCUCCCCAGAAAAGAACUACGAAGCAUUCCUACAAAGACUUACGUCUGCGCAUGAUAAUGACGGGAAACCGGCACCUCGGUACGCCAUAUAUGACGUGGAAUAUGACUUGAACGAAGACGGCAGGAGAGCGACAACUGUUUUUAUUAGCUGGAUGCCAGAUGUGACGCCUACUCGCAUCCGUAUGCUGUACGCUUCUACAAAGGAGCAGCUUCGAAGGGCCCUCGAUGUCAAAGUGUCUAUCCAUGCUGACGACUUACACGAUAUUGAAUGGAAAACUAUAUUGAGAGAGGCGAGUGGUGGACGACUCUAA